AUGGAGCUAUUAAUACGUCUCACCAAGAGGCUCCGACUGAGAAGCACGGCCGUGCUUAACGCACAUGGUGGGGACUUUAAGGCUCGAGCUUCCAUGUACCGAAGAGGAAUGGGGCAGAACACAUGGAAGAAUCACAGAAGGCGCCUCGGGUAUGGCUGGGCCGAAUGGUGGGAGCAGAGCAAAUCUCAAGCUGUCAAAAGCGGGCCACAGCGGCCAGACGCCAUGCUGAGCCGGAGGAUCCAAGCAAAAGAUUUGUGCUGGCGACCCGGUCCAGUGAUAUGGCCAAGCAAAGCAUGGGAGAGUAUGCCCGGCCGGUCCUCUGAGUUGUGGGAGGAAGAGGAAGAGGGCAAACCAUCCUUCCCAGGCCAGACUCCUCUUGGCCAGCCUCUGGGGAUCCUACAUAGACCCGACUCGUGCGGCCACUCCUUCGGCUACGUUGGAGGACUGUCGGCGAACUGGCCUGGUGCUUGA
Molecule: messenger RNA, 471 nt
Organism: Clonostachys rhizophaga
Lineage: Eukaryota; Fungi; Ascomycota; Sordariomycetes; Hypocreales; Bionectriaceae
Source: the annotation of a GenBank genome assembly